AUGGCCGACUUCAAAACCCCCCCUGAAUUCCCCACGGUCGACGAGAAAGAACACGCCGUCACUACGAGCGACUUCAGGGAGAACCCCGUCGCCAUCGCCAUCGAGAUCGCUGAGGAAGUCGACAGUAAAAAGUACUCGCCAUGGACGUGGUCUAUGCUCCGCCUCUAUGGUGUGCUGUUCGUGGCGUACUGCUGUGGGUGUUUGAAUGGCUAUGAUGGGAGCUUGAUGGGCGGGUUGAACGGGAUGACUUCCUAUCAGAAGACUUUCGACAUGAAGACGUCUGGAAGCUCGACGGGCAUUGUGUUUAUGAUUUAUAAUGUUGGAAGCUUGGCUGCGGCGCCGACGGUGCCAUUUGCGACUGAUGUCUUUGGGAGGAGGGUGGGUAUGUUUAUUGGGUCUGUGAUUAUCAUCAUCGGGACUUGUAUCCAAGCGACAAGUAAAGCGAUGCCGCAGUUUAUGGGUGGACGCUUUCUACUUGGUUAUGGAGUUUCUUAUUGUUGUAUUGCUGCUCCGACCUAUGUUAGCGAGUUGGCUCAUCCGAAGUGGAGAGGGACUUUGACUGGCUUCUAUAAUUGCAUGUGGCCAUUGGGAGCUAUCAUUGCAGGUUGGGUGGUCUACGGUGCCGCAUACAUCGAUGGUAACAAUGGGUGGAGGCUGCCAGUGUGGAUGCAACUCGGCACCUCUGGUAUCGUGGCCGUAUUUGUGUUUUUGUUACCCGAGUCUCCCCGGUGGCUCAUCCAGAAGGACCGGCAUGAAGAGGCAGCCAAUAUCCUAGCAAUGCUUCACGGCGAAGGCUCGAUCAGUCACCCGAUCGUCCAGCUUCAGAUGAAGGAGAUGGUGGCUCAAGUUUCUAGUGAGGUAGCGGAUAAGAGGUGGUGGGAUUAUCGGCAACUGUGGAACACGCAAAGUGAUCGCCGCCGUCUUAUUUGUGUGCUUGGCAUGGCCUUUAUGGGACAGGCCUCGGGAAACUCGCUCUCAUCGUACUACCUUGUUACUAUGAUGAACACCGCCGGCAUCACGGACGAGAAGAAAGUCCUAGCUCUCAACGCCGUCAACUCGGUGCUCGGCCUUCUGGGAUCUCUCAUCGGUGCCCGCCUCACAGACAGAGUCGGCCGUCGUCCCCUCCUGAUCUACUCCAUCCUCUUCGCCUCUGUGAUCUUCGCCGUCAUAACCGGCACCUCUAAAAUGGCUGUCGACGAUCCUAGUAACACCAACGCAGCUAACACAACCAUCACCUUCGUCUUCCUCUUCGGCGUCGUCUUCUCCAUCGGCUGGACCGCCCAGCAAUCUAUGUACAUCGCUGAAACCCUGACCACACAGAACCGCGCCAAAGGCACCGCUUUAGGUAACUUCAUGUCCAGUGGGAUCUCGAUUGUGCUGGCGUAUAGCUCGGGCCCGGCUUUUGAGAAGAUUGGGUAUUAUUUCUACUUGGUGUUUGUGUUUUGGGAUGUGUUUGAGGCGGUGUUUAUAUGGAAGUUCUUUCCAGAGACGAAGGAUCGUACAUUGGAAGAGUUGGCGGAGGUCUUUGAGGCGGAGAAUCCGGUUAAGAAGUCCGUUGAGCCGCGGGAUGCGAAGACGGUUGUGGCGACGAUGCAGAUCAAUAUCGAAAGGAUAGGUCCGGCCCGGGAGCGUUAG
Drepanopeziza brunnea f. sp. 'multigermtubi' MB_m1 is the source of this 1635-nucleotide messenger RNA. RefSeq lists its product as uncharacterized. NCBI's taxonomy places the organism in Eukaryota, Fungi, Ascomycota, Leotiomycetes, Helotiales, Drepanopezizaceae. Gene Ontology annotation, molecular function: carbohydrate:proton symporter activity. Gene Ontology annotation, biological process: carbohydrate transport; transmembrane transport. The record is from RefSeq and is a predicted model, not a curated record. Gene Ontology annotation, cellular component: membrane.